Messenger RNA from Pseudovirgaria hyperparasitica, 975 nucleotides. RefSeq lists its product as uncharacterized. The coding region runs from base 160 to 774 and encodes 204 amino acids. The transcript is spliced from 2 exons. NCBI's taxonomy places the organism in Eukaryota, Fungi, Ascomycota, Dothideomycetes, Acrospermales, Acrospermaceae. The record is from RefSeq and is a predicted model, not a curated record.
GCCCUGAGCUAUUCUAGCCACCCCUCCCCCCGCUCCGUCUCACCAUUCCCUCUCGUCUAGCUCCAGUAUCUCUAUCAAUCCUCUCACUGUAACCUAUACACCCUACCGACGGCCACUUCGAACAACAUCACACAUAUCCAGUGUAGCAGAUUCUAGACAAUGUCGAAUAACGACUACUACGGUGGAGGUGGUGGAGGAGGCUACGGCCAGCACCAGCAGCAACCUCCUCCUGACUACGGCUACAACCCAGGCAACCAGUAUGGUUCGCCUGCCCCUCAGCAGCAAUACCAGCCGCCUCACGAUCAAUACGGCGGCGGAAACCCCUACCCACCUCAGCAGGGCGGCUAUCCUCCACAGCAUGACUCGUAUCAGCAGCACCAGCAACAAGGCUAUCCACCUCAGCAGCCGGGCUAUCAGCAAGACUACCAGCAGCACCAGCAAGUAGCUCCCUACAACCACGAGCAAGACCGUGGUCCUUCUCCAUACCCGCCUCAGGGCCAACCUCACGGCCAGCCUCCGUAUGGCCAGCAACAACAUGGCCAACCAGGCUACGGUCAUCAAGAUCAAGCGCCUGGCGCAUACGGACCCGGAGGUGCUCAAGAUGGCGAGCGCGGUCUUGGUGCGACGCUUGGAGGCGGCGCCCUCGGCGCUUUUGCAGGCCACAAGCUGGGCGGUGGUGCGCUAGGGACCAUCGGAGGUAUUGUCGCGGGUGCCAUAGGUGCAAACGUCCUGGAGAACAGCCAUGACAAGUACGCACACCUGCCCUUUCUGUAACGUGUCCAACUAACAAACCCAGGCACAAGAAGAAGAAGAAGCACGGCAAGGAGCACAAGCAUAAACACUCCCAUGGCAGCCACGGUAGUGGAUAUGCAGGGUCUGCAGCUCUUGGUGGACUGGCCGCACACCAUGGCCAUGGCCAUCACAAGAAGCACCGCUCACGUAGUCGCGGAGGAGGCAGCAGCAGCUCAUCGUCCA